UUUCAUCGUCACACCAUCAUCGGUUGCAGUCGUAUUUCUAUCCAGCGUCGAAAUGGCGAUCUUUCUUUCCCUCAGCUUUCUUCUGUUCAUUUGUCAGAACACUGAGGUGGAGGGCAUGGUGCGAACUUACGGUCAAAACUGUGAGGACGGGGGCCCAUGUUUGGGCGCGCAUGUGAGCUGUCUGGCGACCGGAGUUUGUGGCUGUUCAUCCGCAGACGACAUGAUUUACGAUCACAGCAUUCGAGAUUGUGUGGCCAAUUUGGGGAAGGUCUGCGGCCUAGACUCGGAAUGCAUUGAGGGCGCUUUGUGCAUUGAAGGCAUUUGCAAAUGCGAAUACGGAUUUUAUGCUUCUCCAGAAGGAAUUUGUGUUCCGAAGAAAGCACACAAGGAGUUUUGUAGUAGCGAUUCGGAGUGCGGAAUAUCGAGGAAAAUUGGGGUUGGAAAUUCUGGCGUGGCCCACCAUCGACCCCUCAUCUGCCUCGAUGGAGUUUGUCAGUGCGACAGGAAAGUCAGCAUAUUUUCCGAGACGAGGGGAUUUUGCGUUGGUCUUGUCGACAGCCAGUGUUGGGGAGGUGACUGCACGGCACAUGCUGAAUGCAGGAAAACGCCCCUGGCUGCUGGAAGGAUGACCUGUCAGUGUGAGACUGGGUUCACCAAGGCGAGCCAAGGCCUCUGCGGACUGGCAUUUGAUAAAAAUUGCGGUCAAACUUUGACCUCUCCAAAUACUUGCUCAGACCUCCACUUUAUGUGCAUCGAUGGAAAAUGUACUUGCAAGUACCCCCUGCACCAAGUUUAUGACGACAAAUCGAAAGAAUGCCUCAGUUUGGUCUCUGGUCCGUGCACUUUCCCCCGAAAUAUUCAACAGAACUUUAGCCACAUUCAUCACUUUCAGAGAUGCAUAAAGAAUGCACAGUGCGUGGACAAGGGUUUUUACUCGGAAUGCGAAUGUAAGAAGAGAUACCAAGCAACACAAGCGGGGUCUUGUGCCCCCGGUUUUGGGGAACAAUGUGAACCUGGGAGUUGUGAUCCGGAUGACGUUUCUCAGUUAUACUGCAGAAAUGGAGUCUGCAACUGCUUGGACUUUCUACAAGUGUAUGAUCCCCUUAUCAAAAAGUGCCGUGGUCUCGUCGGAACGCGGUGUACAGAAAAAUCUCCUUUCUGUACGGAAUUUGCGAGUUGCGUCAUCCCAAAUCCGAACCUUCCUGGAAAGUGUUUGUGUGACAAAUACUCUCGGGAGGUCGGCAAUCGAACGUGUGAAUAUCGUCCUGCUUAAAACAAUGGCUUCUACUUUCCAUUUAUUAACUUAUUUAUUUUUACAGGUUCCUAAAAAUAUAAAAUUCCAGUUAAAUAAACCGUCGUAAACGCACAUACGUAAGUAACUUCA
Folsomia candida is the source of this 1384-nucleotide messenger RNA. Its product is annotated as prion-like-(Q/N-rich) domain-bearing protein 25. Lineage: Eukaryota; Metazoa; Arthropoda; Collembola; Entomobryomorpha; Isotomidae. The transcript has 9 exons. The record is from RefSeq and is a predicted model, not a curated record. The coding region runs from base 53 to 1273 and encodes 406 amino acids.